Molecule: messenger RNA, 1740 nt
Organism: Candidozyma auris
Lineage: Eukaryota; Fungi; Ascomycota; Pichiomycetes; Serinales; Metschnikowiaceae
Exons: 1
Coding region: 1-1740 (579 amino acids)
Source: RefSeq, a predicted model, not a curated record
AUGACCACCAGCAAACCUGAGCUUAAAGAGGUCAACAAUCAUACAUACACGACAAAAAAGUUGUUCAAAUCAAACGAUGCUGAAAAGGGACAUGAAACGAGAAGCAAAAUAAGCAGCCGUCCUUCUUCUAGAAAGCAAAACUCAUUAUUUGAUGCAUUGGACCACACGAUGUCUGCACUUGCAGAGCUAUCGAAAGACUUGCCAGAAAAAGACAAUUUUUUAAACGAAAGGACAGUCACCGCUCAUUCUUCCUCUGUGGUUGAAACUCAAAUUCAGAGAACCUCUCAAGUAACUUAUUUGAAGGAGAUAUUACAUAACUCGUCUUCUGCUUCUCCCAUGUGUUCUACAUUGGUUCACUCGGUCAAAGGACACACUAAAGUCAAUGCUUUGAAGCAAAUUUUCUCUGAUCCUUUCCCAGUUACGACAGCGCCUUCAUUUUCAAAUUCUGCCGCCAGAAAAUGUUCUCAAGUGGAAGCCCUAAAACAUAAACUUUUGAAAUCUUCUAAUUGUACCAAGCCUUUUCAUCUGGCCCCAACAGGCAAGAUUGUUUCUCAGAUUGAUGCAUUGAAUCCGAACAAAGAUCAGCCCAAGAUGGUCCAUGAUUAUACCAGCUCAGAUCAUAUACAGAUUAAGAAAAAAAUAAGUGAGUUGAACAGCUUUUUUGGUGCCGCUCGUGUACCCAGACAACCCUCCAAACUAACGAGUCCUCUGAGAUAUACCGAGAAUACCUCGAGGGGCAGGCUAGCUCAGACAGAUAAAGACACCUUGCGCCCGAUCGCUCCUAUAAUUAGAAGGUCUACCGUUGCUGCUGCUUUGUCUUCGUUGAAGUCAAAAAAUGAGCUGAAUAAUCUUACUUUUGCUCAAAAGAAGGAAUUUGAGGCUUCCAAAAGUGCAAAGAACGCCAAAAAGAAUGGCUUGAUCGAAAAGAUCUCCAUAUUGAAGAAAAAGAUGGAUAAAGAGAUGAGCACUGAUAAAUUAAGAAAAACAGAGAAGAGAAAUAGUGAAGAUUUGGUUGAAAUUGAGCCUUCAAUUACUUUCCACCAAAAGAAGUGUGAGAUGUCUUCAGCAAUGCUGAGGAUGGCGACGAAACUUGAAGCUGCACUUAUCGCACAAGGUAAUUUGCCAUUUGAUGGUCGUGCUACCCCCUUGAUCAACCUAAAAGGAGGGAAUCUGAUCUUGACGACCCGUUCUAAGACGAAUUUCGAAGAUGACGAUAGGAAUGCAGCUAUUAAGACUACGCUUGAUGAUUUCAUUUGCAAUCGUACCUCUACGAAAAAGAAUGGAGAAGAAUUUAAACUGCAAAAGAACUCUCAAGUCGAUAAAAUGAAAUCGGUAGCUUCUACUUCACCUCCAUCGAUGCUAGAGGUAAAUGACCGAAAUACUGCUUUACUUUCUCCACCUCCACUUCCGCCUGUCUUGGGCGCCUCUUCCGGUCCUGCUCCAGCACCUCCUCCACUCCCAGGCUUUCUCACCAGCUCCCAGCUUCCACUGCAUUCUCCAACACCACAACCUUUAGUGCGUCACAAUGCACCAACUUCAAGACCGAAUCCACCCAAUUCUGCUUCAACUACCACCGAUACUUCAAGAUUCGCCGGUGCGACCAAGCCCGUCGUUUUAAGUGCAAAGUUAAAGAGAGUUGCGGCUGUGAAAUGUCAUCAUGGUACCUUUGAAGAGAAGAGAGAGCUAUUUGGAGCCUUUUUUGCCGCUUCUCAAUUAAAACCUUCAGAAUAUUCUUCAUGA